This is a messenger RNA of Colletotrichum higginsianum IMI 349063, 1257 nucleotides long. RefSeq lists its product as uncharacterized. Bases 1 to 1257 code for a protein of 418 amino acids. NCBI's taxonomy places the organism in Eukaryota, Fungi, Ascomycota, Sordariomycetes, Glomerellales, Glomerellaceae. The transcript has a single exon. The record is from RefSeq and is a predicted model, not a curated record.
AUGGUGUCCGAAAUCCAUGUCAUCUCCAAGCGGGACGUCUCCAAGCAUGAGACUCUCGCCGUCCAUCUCCCCAUGCCCCAACUGGCCGAGUCUUCCGUCCGCAUCCGCACAUCACUGAUCGGCAUCACAUCCAACAACUUCACAUACGCCAAGCUGGGCGACAUGCUGCAGUGGUGGAGCACAUGGCCGGUCCCCCUGGAUGUGCCGGCGCCGUACAACAACCGCGACGAGUGGGGCAUCGUCCCGGCAUGGGGCUUCGCGAGGGUGCUCGAGUCGACCAUCGAUGCCAUCCCGGCCGGCGGCCUGCUCUACGGCUUCUGGCCCACCUCCUCCCACCCCGCCGACUUGAAGCUCGAGCCGGCCCAGCCCGAGGGACACUUCCGCGAGGUUAGCCAGCACAGACGGGGCCUUGGGAGCCUGUACAACCGCUACAACCUCGUCGACGAGUCUGCGCACUCGGAGGAGUUUCGAGCGUGGUUCGCCAACGUGUACGCCGUCUGGAACGGCGGCUACGUGAUGAACCGGUUCACCUUCCCCACCGAUUUCAAGCCGGUCCAUCCGCUCGGCGAGGGCGCCGGGGAGUGGACCGAAAAGGACGGGGACCUGAGCUCGGCCGUGGUCGUGAGCCUGUCCGCGGCGAGCAGGACGGCGAGGUCUUUCACCUGGAACCUGGCCCGCAACCGCAAACCGACAAACGGGCCGCUGGCUCUCCUCCAGGCCACCUCUGUGCCGCAGACUCUGACGCCCGCGCCAGAGGCCGCGUUCGAGACGAAGACGGUCGCCUACGGGACGCUCGUCUCAAAGGAGACCAUCGACUGGAUCGCCAAGUUCCACCCCAAGCGCGUCGUCAUCACGGACUUUGGGAGUCCCCCCAAGGUCACCGACGGGCUCCGGGACGCCCUCAAGGCAGCGUUCGCGGAGUCGACGGACAUCGUCGUCUUCAUCGUCGGGGGCGAACCCAAGGUCAAGUCCCCGGAAGAGACCCAAGCCAACAUGGCGCUGUGGAAGAAAUGGGGCAUCGUCCAGCUCAACACGACGGCUGUCGUGGACGCCGGGAUUGCCGCCGAGGGCGCGGAGCAGUAUUUCCGGGCUGCCGCCUCCGCUUUCGAGCGAUCUUUCGACGAGAAGAUCGUCGGAGAUCUCGAGCUGUCGCUGGGGAGCGGAGUUGGCGGCACGAAUGGGGUUGAGAAGGCGUGGGAAGACAUCGUCCAGGGGACCUUGUCACUCAACAAGGCAUGGGCAUACCGGCUGGAUUGA